UCCAAACCCUAGCGCCGGCGCCGCCACUUCCCUGCUCACUCGUCUCCUCGCGCGCAGGGCCAGGCAAAGGGAAGAUGUACACCGCGAGGAAGAAGAUCCAGAAGGAGAAGGGCCUCGAGCCCUCCGAGUUCGAGGACUCCGUCGCGCAGGCUUUCUUUGACCUCGAGAAUAGCAACCAGGAGCUCAAGAGCGAGCUCAAGGACCUGUACAUCAACAAUGCAGUCCAGAUGGAUGUUGCUGGGAACAGGAAGGCUGUUGUGAUCCACGUGCCGUACCGUCUUCGCAAGGCAUUCAAGAAAAUCCACGUUAGGCUUGUCAGGGAGCUUGAGAAGAAGUUCAGCGGCAAGGAUGUUGUGAUAGUUGCAACAAGGAGGAUUGUGAGGCCUCCGAAGAAAGGCUCGGCUGUACAGCGCCCUCGCACCAGAACUCUAACUGCUGUUCAUGAUGGUGUCUUGGAAGAUGUAGUCUAUCCAGCUGAGAUUGUUGGGAAGCGUAUCAGAUACCGUCUGGAUGGUGCCAAGGUCAUCAAGAUUUUCUUGGACCCAAAGGAGCGCAACAAUACUGAAUACAAGCUGGAGACCUUCUCUGCAGUCUACCGCAGGCUCUGUGGGAAAGAUGUUGCCUUUGAGUACCCUACGACUGAAAAUGCAUGAAGAUGCAUUCCUUGGAUUGUUCCCAAUGUAUUCCAGAUACCAUAGUUUUGAUGCCAAAGUUGAUACUUCGGUAUUUUCUACUUGGAGAUGGCAAAUCGACAAUGUUAAAGUUUUGGGCAUUUAAAUUAUAGACCUUUGUUUGGUUCUGUUAGCUUGUUUCAAUCCAUUGUUUGUUGUGGAAUGUGCUUAACA
Molecule: messenger RNA, 845 nt
Organism: Oryza brachyantha (malo sina)
Lineage: Eukaryota; Viridiplantae; Streptophyta; Magnoliopsida; Poales; Poaceae
Product: 40S ribosomal protein S7
Exons: 6
Coding region: 75-653 (192 amino acids)
Biological process (GO): translation; rRNA processing; ribosomal small subunit biogenesis
Cellular component (GO): ribosome; 90S preribosome; small-subunit processome
Molecular function (GO): structural constituent of ribosome
Source: RefSeq, a predicted model, not a curated record